Molecule: messenger RNA, 633 nt
Organism: Adineta steineri
Lineage: Eukaryota; Metazoa; Rotifera; Eurotatoria; Adinetida; Adinetidae
Source: the annotation of a GenBank genome assembly
AUGAAUGAAACACAAUUACCUAUAACAGGCAUUUGUUUAGUAUCGAAACCAAAUAAUGUUCCAACAGGUUAUCAUUGUAUCAGAAAAGCUUUUGAUGAUACAAAUCGUGAUGCUGAUCUCAUGGCUGAUUCAAUACUUGAACGUAAAGAUCGUUUUCUUUGUAUAACUCGUGCAUGGCCAUUAACUGAUGUACGUACACUUGCUGGAGAUUGUGCACGUGUUCUCGAAGAUAUAAAACUUAUAAAUGAACGUGAUAAUGUCCCACCAAAUUAUACAACAUUAGCUUAUACAUCAGAUACACGUGAAAAAGGUACUGUUAAAAAAUUAAUCUGUGUUAAAAUGGUCGAUAGACAACCAGGAAUGAAAUGUAUAUGUGAUAUUGUAUUUCUUUAUCGUUCAAAACGACCACCACAAUUUUAUACAUUAAUUGGAGAUAUAAAUGGUUUACAAAUGUGUGUUAAAGAAGGUACUGUACCAGCAUUACGUCCACCACCAGCUGUACCAUAUCCACAAUCAAAUCUCUAUCCAAAUCCAAUGGCUGAUCCAUCCUAUUCAACAUCUCAACAACAACAACAAACACCUUAUCCAGUAUCAGAUUAUUCAAAUACAAAUACACUUACAAAAAAAAAGUGA